ACGGACAUUUACACAAUUACUCCGAGAACAGACGGGUGUACUAUUAUUUGGUGUCAAGACUCCAGGCAGACUGCAGAUCAUUCAUUUAAUCUCAGCAAACUCUGCGUAUGAGGGAGUGACUGGUUCUCUACGUUUGUAAAGUAUUAAAAAAUUGUAUAAAACUAAGCAAUUCAGUCUCCUCAGCAAGAGUAUAACGUUAGUAGACAGGAGCGGUUCUGCAGCAGCCCUCGUGUCAAUGACCAUAAAAUGAACUCUUUCUUCUACUUAGAAAUAAUGACAUUUCAAUUAGUACAGUACUGAUCCCUGACCACACGCGCACGCACGCACGCGCGCACACACACACACACAGGUUCGAGGGUCGUGUGGUGAGCCUUAUAUAUUUGUGUGGCAGCGCUGGAGCUGAGCGGAAACCCCUCCCGUGUCCCAACUCAACUCCUCCAACCCCAGUCAAAGAAAAGAGGAAUACCGAGGAAUCAGGAAACACGGACAAAUACCACAAUACACCUUUACACAGUAGCAAUGCAGACCUGAGCAGCACCCCCCAUUUUACGAGAGAGAGAGAGCGCGUGCCUUGCGAGCAAGAUGGGGUUCGGCCGGGACCUGCGCAACUCGCACGAGGGUCUGGUGAAGCUGCAGGACUGGGAGCUGAAGCUGCUGGAGACAGUGAAGCGCUUCAUGACCCUGCGGGUGAAGAGCGACAAGGAAUAUGCAUCGCUCCUGCUCAACAUCAGUCAGCAGGUGGACAAGCAUGACAACAACACUCAGAUCCACUACGUCAGUACGGUCUCCAAGUCGUGGACCAACAUGGUUCAGCAGACAGAGCAGUUGAGCAAGAUUAUGAAGUGCCACGCGGAGGACCUCAACUCAGGGCCUCUCCACCGCCUCACAAUGAUGAUCAAAGACAAGCAGCAGGUGAAGAAGAGUUACCAAAGCCUCCACCAGCAGAUCGAGUCUGAGAUGCACAAGGUAACUAAAAACGAUCUUGAGAAGUUGAAAUGCACCUACAGGCAGUUAACUAAGGAAGCUGUUUUAGCAAGAGACAAAUACAAGGAGGCUGUUGUAAAAGGCAAAGAGACUGAAAAAGCCCGUGAGCGAUACGACAAGGCCACAACGAAGCUGCAUAACCUGCACAACCAGUAUGUGCUAGCGGUGAAAAGCGCACAGCUGCAUCAGGAGCACUAUCAUGAGACUGCACUGCCUCUGCUGCUGGACUCACUGCAGAAGAUGCAGGAGGAGAUGAUCAAUGCACUUAAGGGGAUUCUGGAGGAGUACAGUGAAAUCACCAGCCUGUUAACAGAUGAAAUAGUGAAGGUCCACAAAGAAAUACACACUUCCAUCGACCAAAUCGAUCCACUGUCAGAGUAUGACAACUUCAUCGACAUUAAUAAAUCACCAGAAGCCAAAGAACCAAUUGUAGAAUUUGAUGCAACGCUAUUAGAAGAAACGGAGAAUCUUCAAGCAAAUGAGAUUCUGUGGAAUAAUUUGACAGCAGACAGUUUACAAGCAAUGCUGAAGUCCACCUCAGAGGAGCUGCUCCAAACCCAGGAGAGUCUUCACAGCAAAGAGGACCUCAUGCAGGACCUGGAGAACAAACUCGAGGAUUCUACCAGAUCCUUUGAGAAGAAAUCAGAUGUGGUGUUGUUCCUCAGUCAGAAGCAGUCUUUGGAGGAGUUGAGACAGACGGUCCAGCUGCUGCGCUGUUCAGAGGCCAAACUAAUGGCACACAGACAACUACUAGAACAGAAGAUGCAAGAGAACGAGGGCAAAGAACCACCGCCUGUCGUCAAUUAUGAAGAGGACGCCCGCUCAGUCAACUCAAUGGAUAAAAGCAAAGACAAGGUAUCGAGGUUUGACACCCUCAGACACUCCAUCGCUGGAAUCAUCCGCUCGCCCAAGUCUGUGCUGGGCUCUUCAUCAUUUUUCGAUGUGAUACCCACAAGUGAGAAACCGCUGGGCGAGCAAGAGUGGUAUCACGGCGCCAUUCCCAGGACAGAGGCCCAGGAGCUGCUGAAGCAGCAGGGAGACUUCUUGGUGCGCGAGAGCCACGGCAAACCUGGAGAAUAUGUGCUGUCUGUGUUCUCAGACGGACAGCGCAGACAUUUCAUCAUUCAGUUUGCUGAUAAUCAGUACAGAUUUGAAGGCACUGGCUUCCCCACAAUCCCACAGCUCAUAGAGCAUCAUUACACAACUAAGCAAGUCAUCACCAAGAAAUCUGGGGUCGUGCUCCUGAACCCUGUCAUAAAGGAUAAGAAAUGGAUUCUCAAUCAUGAGGACGUCAAUCUGGGAGAACUCCUCGGGAAAGGAAAUUUUGGUGAGGUUUUCAGAGGAACGCUGCGAGAUAAAACCCUGGUGGCCGUGAAAACUUGUAAGGAAGAUCUACCACAAGACCUCAAGAUAAAGUUCCUCUCAGAAGCCAGGAUCCUGAAGCAGUACGAUCACCCCAACAUUGUGAAGUUAAUAGGCGUCUGUACCCAACGGCAGCCCAUUUACAUAGUAAUGGAGCUCGUACCAGGCGGGGACUUUUUAUCAUUCUUAAGAAAGAAAAAAGAGGACCUCAAGACAAAGCAACUGGUAAAGUUUGCAUUAGACGCUGCUGCUGGAAUGGCAUACCUGGAGCUAAAGAACUGUAUACACAGAGAUCUGGCUGCUCGCAACUGCCUUGUGGGAGAGAACAAUGUGCUGAAGAUCAGUGAUUUUGGGAUGUCCCGCCAGGAGGACAAUGGCAUCUACUCCUCAUCAGGACUGAAACAGAUCCCAAUCAAGUGGACUGCACCGGAAGCACUGAACUAUGGGAGAUACAGCUCUGAGAGUGAUGUGUGGAGUUAUGGGAUCCUCCUGUGGGAAACCUUCAGUCUAGGAGUGUGUCCUUACCCGGGCAUGACCAACCAGCAGGCUCGAGAACAGGUCGAAAAAGGUUACAGAAUGUCCUGCCCGCAGAAGUGUCCAGACGAGGUGUACAGGAUCAUGCAGAGAUGCUGGGACUACAAGCCUGAGAAUCGACCCAAAUUUGUGGACCUUCAGAAAGAACUGGCCUCUGUCAAGAAAAAAUAGCCUUUAAUGAGGAAAUGGCUGGAAGGCCAAACUCAUACUUCACAUCCAGGUGAUCCCUAAUCUUCAGAGAGAAACACAACGAAUGUUUCGCCCUCCAAAUGACAUGCAAUUACUGUGUGAACUGCCUAUGCACCAGCUGUUUUGAGCCAUUAGCAUGGAGAGAGGUCUCAGCUUUGCUCUGAUGUCAAAAUUAUGCAGAUUUCCCCCCGGUUUUUGGUAACUGAGCAACAGUUAAGCUACGACAGACAGCACAUAAGAUGUAUUAGGUGUAUUCAGUAUGCCACUGAGUAUUCCUCACCAGUGAAAAGGGAGGGUUGUUUUCCCCAAAAUGAAAUUGUCAUCAUUUGCGCACCUUUAUGUCGUUCCAAACCUGCAGAACUUUACUUUUCUUCUCUGCAACACAAAAACACAUUUUGAAAAGCGUUUUUGGUCCAAUCAGGGAAGGUUCGUUGGGUCUCAUGUUCUUGUUUUUUUAUACUUGAUUCACAUUCUUCAAAAUAUCUUCUUUUGUGUUCUCCAGAGCAAAGAAAAAGUCAUGCUGGUUUGGAAGGACAUGGGUGGAUAAAUGAUGACAAUGCUCAUUUUUGGGGAGCUAUCCCUUUGCAAUAUGGAAAUGAAUGUGUGCAGAUGGACUGUUUGUCCACCCAAUAACAAUAUUGCUUUUUCUUUUUUUAUAAGUCCUAAAACCUAAUGGUUUGGGGAGUUUUAUAGUCGAGACUUUUUUUAUGCCAUUUUUAUGUUACUGGAGUAAUAGGACCUUUUGUGGGAAAAAAUAAAAAAUACAGGCGUUUGUCAUACAAAAUAACAUCACAUCCUUAAGACGUUCACUGAGGGACAUUCCAGCGUUUCAGCACUCGUCAAGCAAUGAGACCAAAUGCAUAGAUUUACCUAAGUGUCAUUUAUAACUACAGCAAUAGUCUACUACAGUCAGGGCAUUCGGACUUUCACAAUGCUUGCAUGGUCACUGCAUCAAUCCACAGUUUACAAGCUCUCGAAAUACUUCACAACCUUACACCUCUUCAUGGUAAUACCAUUCAAAGUUUAAAGUCAUAGUUCAGAAUUUAAGAAAUAAAAAUCUGUCAUAAUAUGCUCAGCCCCAUGCUUUUCCGAUUGCUUUAAGAUUUUAGUUUCUUCUGUAGGACACACACGAAGAAAUUUACUAUAAUGUUCAUGCUGCUCUUUUCAGUACUGUAAAAGAAAAUGGUUACCGGAGACUUGCGCUUCAGAAAGCACCAGAAAAUAUCAUAAAAGUGGUCUAUACGACUUUUGCAGUAUAUUUCAAAUCUCACUCUCCAUUGUAGCUCUGUUCUUGUUGGUGGUUUGUCCAUAUUUAGAUACGGAAUGUGAAGGUACGACAAUACUUUUAAUGACGCCGAAAUCCCAUUCAUUGUCACAAGCAAAUAUGAUGCAUCAAAUGAAAAGAUUUUUGUUGAAUAACAACUUCAGUUUGAUUUAAUUCGGUCACACAGACCGAACAAGUCGAAUAGACUGAUUUUCGGAUACUUUUUUGGUACAUUUUGUAGCUUGACCUUUCUAGUAACUUUCAAUGUAUGGAAAAGAGCAGAUUGCCUUCAAAACAUCAGUUCGAAACAAAGAAAUGCAUACAAAUUUUGACAGGUUAUUCAUUUUUCAGUGACCUAUCUCUUUACAUUUACAAUGUUGCCAUGUAGCAUAUUAGACGUCACCAAAAGCUCUGACUGUGUUUCAUGUUGUUUUUCCUCCGUAACCAGCAACCAAAGCCAGUCCCAAGCAUGUUUAUUUGUGUCUAUGCCAUUGUCUUGGAUUGUGAUUUCUUGUGCUAUUUUACGAUCAGGUUUUCUCAGGCAAACCUAGUAGAUGCAUUUACCUACACAAGUAUUCCAGGUUUGGGUAGACCAUGAUGUGUUUUGUAUUAAGAAUUUCCCAGGUUGUUUCCUGCCAUUUUGGUCAAGUGCCAUUUUUUUUCCAUGCUUAUGUACACACGUUUUUGUUCCCGAGUCACAUAAAUUUGUCAUUCCAUUUCCAAAAAAAAUGGAAUCGUGGUUUCUUCAAGGUUUACUCUAUCAAAGCAUUGCUUUUGUAUUUUGUUAAUACUUUUUUUGUAGAUCCAGUAAUGUAAUUUUGUAGGUGUUUGGUUUUUUCACUGCAAAACUAAUGAUAUUCAAAUGUGGAUGUCUGUCAGGAAGAUGCGUCAACUUUCAGCUGUAAUAUUAGCGAUGAAGACCCAGAUCAAUACUGCUCUAAUAUUUGCACAUUUGGAAUAUGUAAAGAGGGUCCCAUAGCAUUGACUGUCCUUUUUUCUAGUCAGAAAAUCUUUUUUUUUUUCCUCUCUCUUCACGUUUUUGCUAUCACUAAUGCAGCCAAUAAUCAAUGGAGUUUGACAUGCAAUACAGUGCAUGCGCCAAUCAUCCAAAACUGGUGACAAUUUACACAAAGCUACUGUAUAAUAGUUUGGAUUUGUAUCCUUGCAUGAUUCACCAGUGGGUUUUCAAAAUUAUUAUUAUAAUAUUAUUUUUUUGGUGAAGCUGAGCUUACAUCAAUUAAACUACUGCUGAGUGAGCUCUUCCGUUUUUUUUUUCUUUUCUUUUCAAUUAUCCCUAUAGUGUGUUGUUUGAAAUACUGUAAUAUAAUUCUAUCAUCUUAAUCUUUUGCUUUUUUUGUACCAUUCACUAUAAUUCCUACAGUCAGUGUAUUAAAGCAAACGGCAGUAUUGUGUCUCAUCAAUUUGAAAUCGGUGUUACUCAGAGACAUUAGAUUCUCUUUCCUAUGUCUGACUUGCUCAUGUAAACGUCCAUCAGAAAAUGGCUUGUUUUGUUAGAGCAGCGAUUACUCUUUUCGAAGUCCUUAACAAUAAGCAAAAGUUUCUGUUGUCUUUAGGAUUGGGAAUUCUUCCUUUAUUUUUGUGAUGGAAACACUUAAUGUAUUGAUUGCACUUUUGGCCUUUUUAUGCUUUAAAAUGAUCUCCUGAUAUAAAACGGCAUAAAAUAGCUGUGUCAGGAAAUGACCGAUCCAUGAACAAAAGUAGAAAAGCAACACUGGACUAGAUUUUCACCCCUGCCGACUGAAAGAGGAAAAAUGAGAAGUGAAAUGGUUGACGUUAAGAAGGCUUGAGUCCUUGUUUUCCAUGUCGUUUUCUUUCAUCUGUUUGUGUUUGCUCAUAACACCUCUCUGACGGACAGUCAACUAUAACGAUGUCUGCUCAUUGUUUAUAUUGUACACUUGCAAUAAAGUUUGGAUUCUUUGAA
Carassius gibelio (silver crucian carp) is the source of this 6275-nucleotide messenger RNA. RefSeq names its product fer (fps/fes related) tyrosine kinase (gene fer). The transcript has 19 exons. Lineage: Eukaryota; Metazoa; Chordata; Actinopteri; Cypriniformes; Cyprinidae. Gene Ontology annotation, biological process: Fc-epsilon receptor signaling pathway; regulation of mast cell degranulation; peptidyl-tyrosine phosphorylation. Gene Ontology annotation, molecular function: non-membrane spanning protein tyrosine kinase activity; ATP binding. Bases 583 to 3051 code for a protein of 822 amino acids. The record is from RefSeq and is a predicted model, not a curated record.